GGUUCUGCGCUCGCUCUGCGCUCCGAUUUCCCCCAUCAAACAAACAUAUCUAUAUAUAUAUAUAUAUAUAGAUAGAAGUAUAUGUAUAUAUAGAUCGUACUUAUGUGCCCGACUUGUUUAAGCAAAUAUUAUCGCUAGAAAUAAUAAGAAGCAGCGUGGUGAAGUGAUUGAAUUGAAAGCGAAAUAAAAGCAAAGAAAUAGAAAAUAACUGAGUUGAGGCGGCAGUGGAAGGUUGAGCAGAAAUCCGCCGGAUCCGCCGAAAUGCAUACGUUAUUCAGCGACCAGAACUCCUUUUCGCGGCACUAUGCCCAGACCGCCGCCGGUUACGGAUCAGCAUCGGCGGUGGCGGCGGCCAGCAGCGCAUCGGCGGCGGCGGCGGCCCAUUACGCAUACGACCAGUACUCCCGCUACCCGUACUCGGCCAGUGCCUACGGCCUGGGCGCUCCGCACCAGAACAAGGAGAUCGUGAAGCCGCCGUACUCCUACAUCGCCCUGAUAGCCAUGGCCAUCCAGAAUGCGGCGGACAAGAAGGUGACCCUGAACGGGAUCUACCAGUAUAUCAUGGAGCGGUUUCCCUACUACCGGGACAACAAACAGGGCUGGCAGAACUCCAUUCGGCACAAUCUCAGCCUCAACGAGUGCUUCGUGAAGGUGGCCCGGGAUGACAAGAAGCCGGGAAAGGGCUCCUACUGGACUUUGGAUCCCGAUUCCUACAACAUGUUCGACAACGGCUCCUUCCUGCGGCGGCGACGGCGCUUCAAGAAGAAGGACGUGAUGCGGGAGAAGGAGGAGGCCAUCAAGCGGCAGGCCAUGAUGAACGAGAAGCUGGCCGAGAUGAAGCCGCUCAAGCUGAUGACCAACGGGAUACUGGAGGCCAAGCACAUGGCCGCCCAUGCGGCCCACUUCAAGAAGGAGCCCCUGAUGGACCUGGGCUGCCUGAGUGGCAAGGAGGUGUCCCAUGCCGCCAUGCUCAACUCCUGCCACGACAGUCUGGCCCAGAUGAACCACUUGGCCGGCGGCGGUGUGGAGCAUCCCGGCUUCACCGUGGACUCGCUGAUGAAUGUGUACAACCCGCGGAUCCAUCACAGCGCCUAUCCCUAUCACUUGAACGAGGACAAUCUGGCCACGGUGGCCAGCAGUCAGAUGCACCAUGUCCACCAUGCAGCGGCCGCCCAUCAUGCCCAGCAAUUGCAGCGCCAUGUGGCGCAUGUGGCCCACCCCCUGACCCCCGGAGGUCAAGGGGCCGGAGGUCAGUCCUCGGGUCACUCGCCCACCACGAUCUCAACGCCCCAUGGUCCCGCGCACGGUGGCUGGUACACCCCGGAAACCCCGCCAUCCGAGCCCAUUCCCAACAAUGGCCAACAGGGCACACCCACGCACCCGGGCCACAAUAAUAACAACAACAACAACAACAACAGCAGCAGUGUGCUCAACCACAAUGGAGUGGGCGGAGGAGGAGGCGGAGGAGGAGGACCCUCCUCCGUGCUGACCAACAGCCCCACCUCGGCACUGGGCUUCCGCGACAUGAUCUUCGAGCAGAACCAGUCCUGCCAACUGGACAGCGGCAGUCCAACCGGCAGCCUCCAGUCGGCCAGUCCACCCGCCUCCGCAUCCGUGGCAGCGGCCUCGGCGGCAGCGGCGGCGGCCGUGAUCAGUAGCCACCACCACCAUCAUCAUCACCAUGCGGCGCUGAGCGGGAACCUGGGCCAACUGGGCCAGCUGAGCAACCUGAGCCACUACCGACCACAUGUGGGCCACUACCAGGAGUACGGCAUCAAGUACGGGGUCUAAGCGCUGGCGAGGCACUGGGCUGGGCUCUCUUGUAUAUUCCUGUAAAUAUACCAUAUAUCAUAUACCCAAGAACGAGCCACAGCUCUCUAGGAUGCUGUCUGUCCAGAAUCUUGUAUCUCAGAUCUUUUUGUUUUCCAUCUUGUUUUCGAUUGUACUGUAUACGAAUGACGGGGGGUAUCUAGUUGUUAAGCAACCGCAUUAUUGUAUUAACUGUAUUUGUAACUGUAGCCCGUAAUAUUGUUAUCGAAUUUAGGCUUAGUCCCAAUUGUCUGCUAUGCAAUUUGUGAUGACGUUUUGCUACACAGAAUAUAAACUUAAACUAGCGCAUUUUGUCAAUAACUAAAACUACCGCAUCGGAUCUAUCGCCUAGUACACUAGCCUAGCCCACGUAAGCAAUAAUAAAUUAUACAACUAAAUCGUAGCUAUAACAUUAUUAUCAAAACUAGCGUACACAACCAAUAUGAGCCGAACAAAAAAGUGUAUUGAAAAUAUGUUAAAAUAUCUCAAA
This is a messenger RNA of Drosophila gunungcola (fruit fly), 2299 nucleotides long. RefSeq names its product fork head domain-containing protein crocodile (gene croc). NCBI's taxonomy places the organism in Eukaryota, Metazoa, Arthropoda, Insecta, Diptera, Drosophilidae. Gene Ontology annotation, biological process: regulation of transcription by RNA polymerase II; anatomical structure morphogenesis; cell differentiation. Gene Ontology annotation, molecular function: RNA polymerase II cis-regulatory region sequence-specific DNA binding; DNA-binding transcription factor activity, RNA polymerase II-specific. The transcript has a single exon. The record is from RefSeq and is a predicted model, not a curated record. Bases 262 to 1791 code for a protein of 509 amino acids.